This is a messenger RNA of Hymenoscyphus albidus, 5096 nucleotides long. The record is from the annotation of a GenBank genome assembly. NCBI's taxonomy places the organism in Eukaryota, Fungi, Ascomycota, Leotiomycetes, Helotiales, Helotiaceae.
UUUUACUUACAUUCCUACGUUCCCCUUUUCACACCGCCGCAUUUAAGAGGACCUCCUUCGUUUGUAUCCCCAGCCAGCUGCAGUUUAAGUCUGCGAUCAGGAAGCUGGAGUUUGGUUAUCGUUUGCUUGCGCUUCACCUUUGAGCGUGCCGACAGGCUGUGUGAAGGAAGAAGUAGAAACCACACCAGCAACCCACGCACAUGACUGGGAAUUCAGGUCGCAAGCUGGAUAACUCUCCCAUCAAGUAUUCUCUAGGUCUCUCCCCCUCAAAAUCUGUCGAAACCACUCGCUUGCUGCCAAUAAGGGCCUGGUACUGAAAUCAUGAACGGCGCUGCGAAUGGUCAAGCCACGAUCGGAGCGGAGGCAACUCCAACACAAGUCAAUGGCGGUGGUACGAAUCUGCUGCCUCAAAUCCACGAAGCUCUCAAUCUAGUCCACGGGCCUUACUCCUCAAACGAAUCUCGAAGACAGGCUGGCAAUUUUCUGGAAGAUCUCAAGACAAACCCAGAGGCGCCAUACCACGGUUUUACUCUUGCCUCCGAUAGAACCCAGCAGCCCAUCGUACGGCACUUUGCCCUCUCUCUUCUCGAGUAUGCUAUUCGGCAUAAGUGGAACGAAUAUUCAGAGCAGCAGGCGACAACGUUGAGACAAUGGGUUCUCGAACUCUCCCAAAACUUGUCGCAAGAUGAUCCGUUAUAUCUGCGAAAUAAAACAGCACAAUUAUGGGUAGAGAUUGCAAAGAGGAGUUGGGCAGCAGCAUGGAUGGAUAUGGAUGAACUUUUGGUACAGCUUUGGAACAUCCCCGGGCCAGUUGUGCACAAGGAAUUUGUCUUGUUCGUCCUGGAAACCCUAUCAGACGAGGUCUUCAACGGUGAAGAUGCAGUGGUCAUCUUGCGAGACGGAGCUUUGAGUAAGGCAUGCGUGGAAAUCUUUACCCCCGCGGUUGCUUUAGCAGAAGCCUUUCCAAAUCGACAGAAUGGCAACGUGAGAUGUGGCGAAGAAGGCUGGUUGGUACGACUGGGCGAUUUGCUUAAUCAAUGUUUAGAUGCCGACCUUCUGAGCAAUUCACAAUAUCAAAGUUGCGCUGCAAAAACUUUGGCAGUAUACAAAUCUGUAAUGCCAUGGGCUAUUCCACGGGCAAUCUCCAGUGCUUCUUGUGUACGCCAUAUGUGCAAAAGUCUUGCUGCACCAAGUGUCGCCGUACAAUUGGUAUGUUGUCCCGCACCCCUCUAAAUCCAUAACUCAUUAUUUUAGGGAUCUGUAGAGGCGCUUCAUGCUCUGUAUAGUAGAGUGCAAUUUACAGACGAAGAGUUUCUCGCAUUGGUUUGUCCAAUGUAUGAGAGUCAAAUGGUCGAUUUGUUACGCAAGCUACACGAAUGGUCUAUUGUUGAUCCUCGCAAUGUGGAUGACGAAAAGUAUUUAUUUGCUAAGAAAUUCUCUGAGGUUUGUAUUCCCUCAUCUUUGAAAAAAAAGAAUCGAUUUGACCAACCUUGUUAGAUGGUUUCAAAUCUCGGCGGCUUUAUUGAACAAAAGAUAUCGGCUAUACCAGAGGCUUGCGAUCUCCCUAAUUUAUUAAAUCUUUUUCUUGUCAUUACUCAAAGCCCUAGUUUUGUGGUUUCGAUACCCGUUCUUGUUACAUGGACACGAUUGCUACGUUCUGAGACCAUUGGCGGCUCUCCUACUAUGACCCCACUAAUUGCACCUCUUCUUGAACUUUGUAGCUCAAGAUUAAUUCGUUAUGAUAAUAUGAAUGAGGAUACUGAUGAUCCGUCUCUGAUUCUACUAUUAGAGGACAUCGAUACUAUACCAGAAAGACACGCCUUUUUGGGGAAUUACAGAAGGUACAGCUCUGUUAUCAUUGAGUUGAUCGUGCGUCAAAAGCAAUCGGAAGCCAUUUACCACAUUCUCAGUCAAAUUGAUCACUCAUUACAAAAUCUCUACGUUGGACAACCUGCGUUUUCUGGUUCGUUAUUCCCUCUAAUCAUGAACCCUGACUCUUGGCUGACCUGAAAAUUAGCCGAGACUUACUCCAAGACCUCCAUGGCAGUAUUGCGCGUAGACGCACAUUUCACUGUUGUAGAGGCAGCACUGAAAGGAUACAUGAAAUGGCGCGCAACUCAUGGAUCCAAUCCCCAAGCUGAUGUAGGCUGCUGCUACUCCAAAUUCACGGCUUGUACUAAUUUAAACCAGGACCAUGAGCGAGUGAGCAUUGAGAAUAACCUUGAAUCUUGGUGUGAGCGUCUGAUAGAGCUCAAUUUCGAAGUAACUAUGAACAGCUUCAAAUACAGAGGCCGCGCUAAUUAAUUAUGAAGGAUCCUCUCAUUCGGAAACGGGUUCUUCAGCUUGCUGUUGCUUUCUCAACAAGUGCCUUGGACAAGAAAGUUGGCUUUAUGCUCAAAGUAUUGGAGAACAUACUCAUGAGUCAGCCAAUUGAGAAGCCACAAUUUACUGCAUAUUCGGAUGCUGUCAAGGAACUCCAGGUUGAUGGCACUUAUGAAUUGCAGAGGUUGGCGACAAAGAUGCCAGACCAACUUCUUGUGAGCUCAUAAUAGGCCCUUUCUCAACUUGCAAAUUCUAAUCUUGACAGGAUGUCUACGAUCAACUGGAAGCCAAGGUUUCAGAGAUCAUUGCAUCUGAUAGACUUGACCCUAAAAGACAAGUUUCAUACCAAACAUUUCUCUUCACAAUCAUGUAAGAUCACCUUCCCGCACUCCAUAUCCACUGGCACUAACAGAAUCCUAGUCACCGGGCAAAAAAUAUCGAUCCAGAUAUCCGAUUUCAAAAGCUUCAGGCAUUCAUUGGCCCUGUGCAACAACUCUGGCAGAACCCUGAAAUGGAUGCUUCUAUUACUAACUUGGACGGCUUCUGUGAAAUGAUGGGUCUGAACAAAGUUCGGCAAUACCUUGUGAGUCGACGGAUAAACGAAAUCCAAGACUGGUCCCAAUAUAAGCUCGAUCCAGAGGGUCAAGCCAUACAAGCGGAGUUAGAAGAGCGACUAAAGGUAUGAUGGCACCAGGUCUCUGUAAUCGUUGCAUUCCUUUAACUUUUUUUUGAUUAGGCUCUUCCUCUUCGAACCACGAAAAACUUCUUGGCAUGCUCGACUGAAAAGAUUGAACGAGACACUCCUGCCUACAAAGUUUCCCGUGCCUUAUGGCGGGAUUCUCUACCAACAAUUCUCCCUAAUUUACUGAAAUUCAUGAGGUCCGUACAUAUCACUGUGCUUAAGAAACCAUAUACCUAAUUUUCAAUUAGCCAUGCGCACGCUUUUCAUAAUCCAGCAAACUGGACCGAAUUACCAACAGAGUUGCGACCACUUGUUAGUCGUAUCCUCACCGAUAGAUUUUGGCAAGCUGGUAUAUCAGAAGGAACAAAGGAAGACUUUUAUGCCCGUGUUUCUGGCACAAAGUCUACAAUGGAAGGAUUUGCAUCCUCAAUUCGAGGUUCCAUCCGCACAGUUAGAGAGGCCUGCUACUCUAUACUCUGGUGUAUGAGUAGACUGGAUGUUGACUUUUACGGCUUCAGCGAGCUUCCUGGGCCAUUGGCACAUGCUCUCUUUUCUGAUGCUCACUGUCUGUCAUCACACCAGCUCAUCGCAUUACUAAACGUGGUCCGAUACAUGGUUGAUGAUUGUCCAGUGGAAGUCCGAGGCCACUUCAUUCCACCUAUUUUAGCAACCUGCUUUACACAGAUGGAUGGAAAGAUCAGCUCCGAAUGGGAAAAACAGACCCACAAGGAAGUCGCUCGUUCUGGAGAAGAUAAUUUAACUGAGGAAAUGAAAGAGGCAAGCAUUUUGCGUCAAUUAACCAAUAGCGCGGUGAUGAUGAUUGGGGGUUUCCUGGACCCAGCAAAAGCAAGUAAGUAUACCCAUUUUCGCCUCGAAGAUCUACUAGUUGACAGUUUGUAGAUCCCCCAGCGGCUGCAGCAACAACUGCGGACGGUAACCCAGUAUCCGCAUCAUAUCCUAUCAUGCGACAAUUCUGUCUCACAAACUCUACAAUUCUCGAACCACUCCUCACAUUCCUUGCUCACGCGGUUCGAAUGCGCGAUACCCGGUGCUGCGGUGUUGUGCUCCGUGUCUAUCGCUCCAUCAUUCCCGAAUUUGCUUCUCCCCAAGACUCACCUCCCAAUUCCUCUAUCCGAGAAUUUAUCAGUACCGAUGUCCUCAAAGCCUGCAUCUCCUCCUUGAACGAGCCCUACUUUAUCGACCUUCACAAGGAGAUUGCCCAACUAAUAGCUUGUAUACUAAUAGUCUACUCCCCUCUAACCAACACACCACGUCAAAUCCUUCUGUCUCUCCCGGGCAUCCAGGAGAAAGCAGUGGAUAAGUGCAUCGAAUACAUCACGCGAGCGGGUACGCAGCAACGACAGCAACGAGUCCUUGUUCUCGAACUCCUGAAAGAUUUGAAGGGUGUCAGUAUCUCCGAACAGGGACGUAUCACCAAGGGGCCUGGAACUUCUCGACGGGAGAGAAGUAAGAUGCAGCAGGAGUUCAUGAAGGAGCAACCCAAGACUGAGGCUCCUGGCGGUGGUCGAAGACCCAGUCCAAGUCUUGAGGGUGUGGCAGGGAUGUUUGAGGGGUCGUGAGUGAGAUGAAGUGAGCUGUCAAUUCUGACGAGAUGGGGUGGUGGUAUGAAGUGUGGGUUGCAUUGGAGAAACCCUGGAUGGCGCAAGCUUUUCUUUGCUUCUGCGCGUGUGUUCGGGGAAGUGGACGAGAGUUCCCCAGAUGAACUGGAGGGGAGAGUCAGCUGGGGAAAGCGGGGAAGGGAGUGAGUGAGCGAGCCAGUGGGAAAUUUGUGGUAGGGCAGAUUCGAGAGCAAUUCUUUUUUUUGUAGAAUAUGGGAUGGCAAGGGGAUGAAGGCGGGGGGGUUUUUUUUGCUGGGAAGGGAGAUCUUGUUUUCUCUCUCUCGCUCUCUCGCUAUUAUUACUACUAUCAGACGAAGGAGGGGUAAAUCUUUGAAAGGAUUUUUCGUCAGCGGGGCUUCUUUUUUGCUAUGUGUGCUAGGGACUAUUUUCCCUUCUCGCCAUCUUCUUCUUCUACUUGUGGCUUUUUUUCCCCCUCUCCCCCUCUUGCUCUCUCUCUCUCUCGAUGGGUACAU